AUGAAUACCAUCGGCUCUUCAACUCCCGGUGAAAAUAACGACGUGGACAUUAGUGUUGCCGCAGCACUUCCAAAAGGAUCGCGCGUGCUAUCUGUAACUCGCCAUGGCACGAGUUUCUGGAAUUACACUGGAAGAAUCGAGGUCGAGCGAGGCGACAGGCAGCUAGAAUCAUUCUUCAUCAAGGUGAUAUCCCACAACCGCGGACAUCACAUGGUGCAGGGAGAGUACGAGUCAAUGAAAGCGAUCCACGCGGUCUGUGCAGAGUUUGCCCCUAAACCCAUAGCUUGGGGCACAUACAUCGACACGCCAGGAACGCAUUUCUUCCUCGCUGAAUACAGAGACAUGAACGGUGACAUGCCUCGGCCAGAGGAAAUGGGAUUAUGUCUGGCGUCAUUGCAUGAAGAGAGCACGUCUCCGAAUGGAAAAUUCGGGUUCCAUAUUCCAACAUACACCGGGCAUUUGCCACAGACUAACAACUGGGAGGAAAGCUGGGAAGUAUUCUUCGCGAGGAAUAUGAGACAGGCGUUGGAUUGCGAGAUCCAGGCCAAGGGGUUUAAUCUAGAGUUUGACAACUUAGUACCGGUCUUGUUUGAUGUGGUUAUCCCGCGUCUGCUUCGCCCUCUCGAGACGAAUGGGCGGAGUGUAAAGCCGUGCUUGGUGCACGGCGAUCUUUGGUAUGGGAAUUCGGGGAUAGAUUCCAGGACGAACAGCCCUGUUAUAUUUGAUGCUUGCUCUUUUUACGCACAUAAUGAGUACGAGUUUGGUCAAUGGAGACCAGUAUGCAAUCGAUUUGGACCGGAAUAUAUUAAAGCGUAUCACGCCCAUUGCAAGAUUUCCGAGCCAAUAGAAGACUAUGACGGUCGUCUCGAUCUUUAUAAAUUGAGGUUUAACACCCAGGUAUCUGCUUUAUUUCCAGAGAAUCAGGGCCUAAGAGAGCAAAUGCUUGGUGACAUGAGAGAUUUGGCUCGGCGGUAUGGCUAG
Molecule: messenger RNA, 981 nt
Organism: Aspergillus candidus
Lineage: Eukaryota; Fungi; Ascomycota; Eurotiomycetes; Eurotiales; Aspergillaceae
Product: Fructosamine kinase-domain-containing protein
Exons: 5
Coding region: 1-981 (326 amino acids)
Source: RefSeq, a predicted model, not a curated record